Messenger RNA from Monoraphidium neglectum, 645 nucleotides. Its product is annotated as small rab-related GTPase. The transcript is spliced from 5 exons. The record is from RefSeq and is a predicted model, not a curated record. Gene Ontology annotation, biological process: regulation of exocytosis; protein secretion. The coding region runs from base 1 to 645 and encodes 214 amino acids. Lineage: Eukaryota; Viridiplantae; Chlorophyta; Chlorophyceae; Sphaeropleales; Selenastraceae. Gene Ontology annotation, molecular function: GTPase activity; GTP binding.
AUGAGCCGGGCCGCGAGGAACGACUAUGACUUCCUAAUCAAGCUGCUGCUGAUCGGCGACAGCGGCGUUGGAAAGAGCUGCCUGCUGCUCCGCUUCUCUGAGGAGUCGUUCACGCCCAGCUUCAUCACAACCAUAGGUAUCGACUUCAAAAUCAAGAAGAUCUUUUUGGACAACAAAUGGGUGAAGCUGCAGAUCUGGGACACGGCGGGGCAGGAGCGGUUCCGCACCAUCACCAGCGCAUACUACCGCGGGGCCAUGGGCAUCCUCCUGGUGUAUGAUGUCACCGAUGAGGCGUCCUUCAACAACAUACGCAACUGGAUGCGGAACAUCGAGCAGCACGCCUCGGACACAGUCAACAAGAUCCUGGUGGGCAACAAGAGUGAUAUGGCGGACGAGCGGCGUGCGGUGCCCUAUGCGCGGGGCAAGGCGCUGGCUGAUGAGUACGGCAUCGCGUUCUUUGAGACCAGCGCGAAGGACAACAGCAACGUGGAGGAGGCGUUCACGUCCAUCGCGCGCGACGUGAUGCAGCGGCUGCAGCAGGAGCAGGCGGACCAGCAGGCGGCGUCCGCGUUGUCCCCCAUCAACCUCACGUCGCAGCUCGACAGGGCGAAGCAGCGGAAGAAGAAGGGGUGCUGCGAGAGCUAG